Messenger RNA from Lingula anatina, 3000 nucleotides. RefSeq names its product E3 ubiquitin-protein ligase RNF103-like. Gene Ontology annotation, cellular component: endoplasmic reticulum. The record is from RefSeq and is a predicted model, not a curated record. Lineage: Eukaryota; Metazoa; Brachiopoda; Lingulata; Lingulida; Lingulidae. Gene Ontology annotation, biological process: ERAD pathway; protein ubiquitination. Gene Ontology annotation, molecular function: ubiquitin-protein transferase activity.
UUGAUCCGCCAUCUUGGAACUCGGUGGUGUCAAAGUGCCUGUCAGGAAAACAAGACUGACUUCAGGAGUUCUCUGACAGGCACUGUGGACCACUGGACCAACGGUUCAUGAUCUGAACCGCGAUUAAUUCGACAGGAAAGAGAAGGCAAUUUUGCCAUCAUCAUCAAAGGGAAGAUAUUUCGUUGUAGUGUUGACGUGUACAAACCACUCAUUUGCAUAUGUAAACAAAGUCGAUACAUUAUGUAUCUCAAACUUUUGCUCUUGAUGAUUUAUAUUUUGAUACUGUUCGUCUUAGCUCGGAUUCUUGAGGCAGUAUCUUGGUAUGAAACCGGAUACUUGGCAAGUAAGAUCUUGGACCCCAUGGCGCUGAGCGUAAGGAAGCUGAAAUUGCUGCUAGACCAGCGAGGGGUCAGCUAUGCAGGGGUGGUGGAAAAACGGGAACUCAAAGAUUUGGUAGAUAACAUGGGUGAGGUUACAGAGGGUGAGCUGGACCAGGCCUGCAUGCAUGAUGAAACUGUUCAGGAGUCUUCAGAGGGGACAAACUUCACUUGUGGGUCUCAUUUCUAUGAACAGGUAGAGGACACUAAGGACAGUGUCUGGCUAGUGCAGGUAGUAUCGAGUGAUGAGAAACCACUUAUAGCUGAAGAUGACUGGAAACUAAUACAGACUAAGGUGUCUCGCUUUGGUGUCAGGACUGGGAAGUUUAAAUGUUCUCUAGACAGAAGUUUAUGUCAGAGAAAGUUAUGGAUGACAUCUCGUCUUGUUAUGGCUCUGCCUCAUGGCUACCGUGCAAAGGACAAUGUAAUCCUUCGAACAUACACAGGUUCAACCAAAGUACAGGCUGUAUUUGAUUGGAUAAAUCAAAUCCUGGCCACAAGAAUUAAAAGAAUCCACAACUGGACUGACUUUUCAAAUGAUUGGUACAGUUAUGAAGAUGUCAAGAAAAGAACAGAAUAUCCUGUCAGGGUUGUAUUAUAUUCAAAGACUGUGUUACCACCUAUGUUUUUUUCGGCAUUGAGUGUAAAAUUCACUGGGAGAGUUAUAUUUGGAUUAGUGGUGAAUUCUUCACUGAAACCCCCAAAUAUAUCUGAUCGUUUGAAACUAGGCGAAAAAGAACCAUUGUUACAUAUUUUGACUCCAGAAAGAAAUUAUACUUAUGGUUCAAAGUCAGGGGAAUAUUAUAAUUACAAAAGUAUGGAAUUAUUUUUGAGAACUGUUGUGCCAGAAGUAAAUGAUUUAUUUAUAUUUUUCUUAUUUAUAGUAAAUAUAUGUGGCAUGUCUAGUGUAUUUCAAAAUCAGGAUACAUUAAUAAGGCGGCUGUGGAGAUGUUUGUGGACAGUAGUUAAGUAUAACUGUUUCCUGAUAUUUUUAUGGCUUCCAAUUCUUGCAGUAUUUCAGUUCCCUUGGAUGAAAAGCAUGAGUGAAGUUGGCUUGAAAAUCAUCAGAAUAGUAAACUGCACAGAUUUUGCAGGUUUACUGAGAAAAGACUUACACUUUUACAUAUCACACAAAGCCAUAGCUGUUGUAAUUUAUUUAGUGUUGGGGUGGUGGCAGGAUGUCUGUGGAGUAAAAGGGAAUGUUGAUGACCAGCAGGCAGACACUAAUAAUAAUAAUGUACCUUGGUGGGCACCUGUUCGGUUGGACAAUUACCUCUUCCGUCCAUCCACUAGUUUGACCAGUCCGUUAAACUCACAAGUUGAUUUAGAAGAAGGAAUGGAAAUGCUUAUUGAGCGUCUGGCUGUACCAAGUUUCUGGCUUCAGCCUGUUAUUUCCAGUGACUAUGUCAAGGAUCUUCCUGUCUGGAGAUUUAAUGGAAGCUUCAACAGCUCUGGAUCAGAAGAGGAACAGACAGAUGUAGAUGUGAAGCAGGAUAUCGCACCCCAGAGCUGUGAGAAAUGUCAACUUGGAAACCUUAUUCGUCACUCCCGUGAUGAUAAUGUUCAGAAUGUUUCACCCCAUUCAGCCAGUUACAUAAUGGAUGCUAACUAUAAAUGCAUUUGUGGGCACCAGCAACCAGCACAGUCAACUCCAGAGGAGAAGUUUGUAGUAAGGUCAAAUGAUGGAGACAAAAAUAACUGUGGAGUGGAGGCAGACACCCAAUCAAAUGUGAAUAAUCGCAAAAGUCGUAGUCCUAAGAGAAACAGAAAUGGUCUUCCACCUGGUAUGUUAGAGUGCUCUGAUUGUGUGAUAUGUUUGGACAGCUACAAGAUUGGAAAUGUGCUGUGUGGCCUUCCAUGCGGUCACUCGUUUCAUGAGGAAUGUAUUAUGGUGUGGCUCUCCAGAGAUAACCAUUGCUGUCCAGUGUGUCGCUGGCCAUCUUACAGAGCCAAACCUUGCCGCCUCCAUCUACACGAAGAAUGAUUUAUUAGUAAAAAGGUCAUUAUAUUACUUGGACCAUGUUAUUAGUUUCAUUUCCUCUUGAAUGCCCGUUAUCCUCAAGCAGUGGCUGUUUAAUUUCAUUAUAGAGUUAGAACACCUAGUAAUAAUAUCCUUAGAAUUUGUUGCAAAAGUAACUUUUAUCUUUCAACAAUGAGGUAAAUCAUGUUACAGUUAGAUUUAACUGGAUGGUGGUUUAUGCUGUUAGUGCCUUUCCUCAAGUUUAGAUAAAAGAAAAAUAACAUUCUUAUUAAUGGAGAUAAAUAGUUAGUCUUAUUUUGAAAAUUUAAAAAUGGAAGUAUUUCAAGCAUCUUCAUGAACAAGGUUAUAUCUUGUACAUUUAUUUAAAUAGUUAAUAAGUUAUUGCCUGCAAGCCUUCUCAAGCAAAUGGAUAAAUAAAGUUUACCAUUUACUCAUAAUUUGUUGGCAGAACCAAUACAGAUAGCAGUGGAAAUUAAAAUUUACUGUAUUUGUAGAAAACAUGGCUUCACUUCAUUUCCUGUUUACACCAGAAAUUGACAUCUGAAUUUUUAAUUUGGUGUAUGACAAAAGAUACUUGUUGUAAUAUUCCAAAUUGUAAGUCCUAAAUAAAAUCGAAGAAAGUGCUUUAUGAAAAAAAUUAUA